AGCGGGCAGUGGUGGCGCGGCGACCCGGAGGCAGCUCUGCUAGAGUGGCGGCGGGACGGAGGCUGGGCUGGGGAGCUGGUGGUGGCGCGGACCUCAGCGCCGACGCCGGGACUCUGCUCACCCCGACACUGAUCUCUGCCUGGCAGAUUAACCAAAGGCAAGGAGGACCAAUCUUGACUCUGUUCUGAUUGCUGGCUUUCACGGACGUCUGUGAUAGACUGGAGGCCCAAGCUCACGGUGCUGCUGCCCUGCUCGCCCCAGACGUCUUUCUGGGGUCUACUUGAGGUCAGCAGGGUGAAGAUGAGCAGCAUUCUCUUAGCAUGACGACCUUGGACCAUGUUGUCGCUACCCACCAGUCAGAGUGGGUCUCCUUCAGUGAAGAGCCCCUGUUCCCCGCCCCUUCAGAGGGGGCCACAGAAGAACACUUCCCAGGAUCAUCAUCUUCCUCAGACCCGUCUGAGAGCUCCUCCGGGGAGAACCCUGCCGUGGAUGGAGGCUGCCAGGACCUUUCACACUCGGAGCAGGAUGACUCCUCUGAGAAGAUGGGCCUCAUCUCUGAAGCGACCACCCCUCCCGGGAGCCCAGUGCAGCCCACGCCUGACCUGGCCUCAGCCAUCAGCAACUGGGUCCAGUUUGAAGAUGACGCACCUUGGAGCAGCACCUCACCACCUCACAAGGAAACCGCCCUUACAUUGACCAUGCCUUGCUGGACCUGCCCUUCCUUCGACUCUUUAAGAAGGUGCCCUUUGACCUCCGAGAGCAGCUGGACGACCCAUUCCGAGGAUACCAGCAGUCCUAGUGUUGCUCCUUCAUACACAGACCUGCAGCUCCUCAGUGCUGAGGAGCAGGCAAGCGGCCGGGCUUCCAGGACCGACUCCACGGGAUAUCAUUUAUCAAGAUGGCACUUGCUGCUUGAUCUGAAUUGGAUUCCUGGGACCCACUGGCUGCCAUAAAUUGGCCUUUGACUUCUCCACAUGAGCUACGACAUGCAUGUGCAUACAGCCC
Arvicola amphibius (Eurasian water vole) is the source of this 1005-nucleotide messenger RNA. RefSeq names its product stonin-2-like. The coding region runs from base 321 to 953 and encodes 210 amino acids. NCBI's taxonomy places the organism in Eukaryota, Metazoa, Chordata, Mammalia, Rodentia, Cricetidae. The transcript is spliced from 5 exons. The record is from RefSeq and is a predicted model, not a curated record.